AUGACGACAUCCAAGUAUACGGCCGAGGCACCAUCACAAAUACAGCGUGCACUCUCAUUUCGUGCUGUACCAGACGAGGGCGGAGAUACGUACACCAAUGCAGAACCUCUAUGGCAUCCGAUAUGGGGGCGUGGCAUUUUCGGCGGCGCCAUCAUUGCUCAGUCCCUUGCCAUUGCUCAAGAUACUGUGCCAUCUACAUGUUUAGUGCACAGCAUGCACUGCCAUUUCAUACGCCCAGGCAGCAGCGCGGUUUCUGUUCUAUACAAUGUCGAACGUGUCCGAGAUGGCAGAAAUAUCGCGACCCGACGAGUCCAAGCAAACCAGUCAGGGAAGUGUGUAUUUACGGCGACGAUUAGUUUCAUGCACGAGACCUCGUCGGGCACAAAAAAGAUGUUCAAGCAUCAACUGCCAAUGCCAAAUGAGGCGGAAACUUUCCCUCCUCCUACGAGAUAUGGGCAAGACGUGGAUGUGAGGCUGUUGGCGAAGGCUGGUCAAACAGAUAAUGGCAGCCUAUUCGAGUGCGUCAGGUUCCCGCCCGUUCAUCAAGAACAGCGGCCAGAACUGCGACGACUGUUGCAUUGGAUAAGAAUAGGCGGGGCUAUUGACAGUGAGGUUCCAUAUACUAAUGGGGGCAUGGAGAGCAACGGAAGCCAAGAGCCAAACCAUAAGAUGCACCUUGCUGCCUUGGCCUAUAUGAGCGACAGUUAUUUCAUCGGCACGGUUUCUCGAGUCCAUCGAGCCAAUCGCUUCAACAAUACUAACGCUGUUAAUCGAAUAAUCGGCUCAUCGAAUGCUGAUGAGCCGUCAAGGAGUCAGAUAAUGCGCAGUUUUAAGGAUCUUGCAGCCGAAGAGGCAAACGAGAUAUCUACCUCGACAGCAACAACCGAGGAAGAGCGCGACAAUGUUGAGAUGAUGGUCAGUCUGGAUCACACAAUAUUCUUUCAUAACCAACGACACUUGAAAGCAGAUCAAUGGAUGCUAUCAGAGAUGGAAACUCCAUGGGCGGGCGAUGAGCGAGGUAUUGUGGUACAGAGAAUCUGGACCAGCGAGGGCGUUCUGGUGGCGACAUGUUUCCAAGAAGGCCUCAUCCGAUUGUUGCAGGACCAACCGCAAAGUAAAAUAUAG
Ilyonectria robusta is the source of this 1125-nucleotide messenger RNA. Its product is annotated as thioesterase-like superfamily-domain-containing protein. The record is from RefSeq and is a predicted model, not a curated record. Lineage: Eukaryota; Fungi; Ascomycota; Sordariomycetes; Hypocreales; Nectriaceae. Gene Ontology annotation, biological process: acyl-CoA metabolic process; fatty acid catabolic process. Bases 1 to 1125 code for a protein of 374 amino acids. The transcript has a single exon. Gene Ontology annotation, molecular function: fatty acyl-CoA hydrolase activity. Gene Ontology annotation, cellular component: peroxisomal matrix.